Molecule: messenger RNA, 237 nt
Organism: Coniosporium apollinis CBS 100218
Lineage: Eukaryota; Fungi; Ascomycota; Dothideomycetes
Product: 60S ribosomal protein L38
Exons: 3
Coding region: 1-237 (78 amino acids)
Biological process (GO): protein-RNA complex assembly; translation
Cellular component (GO): cytosolic large ribosomal subunit; ribosome
Molecular function (GO): structural constituent of ribosome
Source: RefSeq, a predicted model, not a curated record
AUGCCCUCCGAAGUCUCAGAUAUCAAGCAGUUCAUCGAGAUCUGCCGCCGCAAGGAUGCUUCAUCCGCGCGGAUAAAGAAGAACAAGAAGACCAACAACAUCAAGUUCAAGGUCCGAUGCCACCGCUACCUGUACACGCUCGUCCUCAAGGACUCGGAUAAGGCGGAGAAGCUGAAGCAGAGUUUGCCUCCUGGGCUUACGAUCAAUGAGGUGGGAACGAAGACGAAGGGCAAAUAG